Molecule: messenger RNA, 1516 nt
Organism: Sus scrofa (pig)
Lineage: Eukaryota; Metazoa; Chordata; Mammalia; Artiodactyla; Suidae
Gene: ANXA1
Product: annexin A1
Biological process (GO): signal transduction; cellular response to glucocorticoid stimulus; phagocytosis
Cellular component (GO): plasma membrane; vesicle membrane; nucleus
Molecular function (GO): calcium-dependent phospholipid binding; calcium ion binding; phospholipase inhibitor activity
Source: RefSeq, marked provisional
GCUGAGCCCUGUAUUUCAAACAAAAGGCAGCCAGUUACUAACUUCUGGUUGCUAGGUGUGGUCUCCUUCCAAACUCUAUAAAAUGAGAAGCCCAAGGCUCCACUUCUAGUGUGAAACAUUCAGAGGAGACUCUUUAGUUCUUUGGAAGAAGGCAGGGGAAAAAGAAAAUAUCCUUCAAAAAUGGCAAUGGUAUCUGAAUUCCUUAAACAGGCCUGGUUUAUUGACAAUGAAGAGCAAGAAUACAUUAAAACUGUGAAAGGAUCCAAAGGUGGUCCUGGGUCAGCAGUGAGCCCCUAUCCUACCUUCAAUCCAUCCUCAGAUGUUGAAGCCUUGCAUAAAGCGAUAACAGUGAAAGGUGUGGAUGAAGCAACCAUCAUUGAAAUUCUAACUAAGAGAACCAAUGCACAGCGUCAGCAGAUCAAGGCAGCAUAUCUCCAGGAGAAAGGAAAGCCCCUGGAUGAAGCUCUGAAGAAAGCCCUCACAGGUCACCUUGAGGAAGUUGCUUUGGCUUUGCUGAAAACUCCAGCUCAGUUUGAUGCUGACGAACUCCGUGCUGCCAUGAAGGGCCUUGGAACUGAUGAAGACACUCUGAAUGAAAUUUUGGCAUCAAGAACUAACAGAGAAAUCAGAGAAAUUAACAGAGUGUAUAAAGAAGAACUGAAGAGAGAUCUGGCUAAAGACAUUACCUCAGACACAUCUGGAGAUUAUCAGAAGGCUUUGCUUUCUCUUGCUAAGGGUGACCGAUCUGAGGACCUUGCUAUAAAUGAUGACUUGGCUGAUACAGAUGCAAGGGCUUUAUAUGAAGCAGGAGAACGAAGAAAAGGGACAGAUUUGAAUGUGUUCAUUACCAUUCUUACUACCAGAAGCUAUCCUCAUCUUCGCAGAGUGUUUCAGAAGUAUUCCAAGUACAGCAAGCAUGACAUGAACAAAGUUCUGGACCUGGAGUUGAAAGGUGACAUCGAGAAUUGCCUUACAGUUGUUGUGAAGUGUGCUACAAGCAAACCAAUGUUCUUUGCUGAGAAGCUUCAUCAGGCCAUGAAGGGUAUUGGAACUCGUCAUAAGACACUGAUCAGGAUUAUGGUUUCCCGUUCUGAAAUUGACAUGAAUGACAUCAAAGCAUGCUAUCAGAAGUUGUAUGGUAUCUCCCUCUGCCAAGCCAUCCUGGAUGAAACCAAGGGAGAUUAUGAAAAAAUUCUGGUUGCUCUAUGUGGAGGAGACUAAACGUUCCUUUGAUGAUCUCAAGCUUUUUGAUCAGCAGUCUUUUUAAUCAUAUCUUUUCAUUCCGUAUCAUAGACUUAAAUAAGAAAAUUUCUUCAGCAGGAUUAUAGUCUAGCUAACUCCUUUCUGAAAAAUAUAGCCUAUAAAUCAUUUUUUGUAUUACAACUUUAUAUAAUAGAGAUAAGUUUUUUAAAAAAUAUAUUUACCCCAAACUAUAGAACCCCAUGAAGAGGUUGUUCUAGUAACAUUGUCUGAGGAAUAUGUUUAUGUCACAGAAAAUAAAAUGAUUUUACAGGCC